UAAAAUAGCUGCAUGGGGAAUAUCUCGUUUUAGCAGGCACAAAUCAGAGGUACUGCGUUACAUGCGCCGACCCAGACACAGGGUUUGCAAACACUCUAAGAAGUUCCUGUUAUAUUCAACGUUGGAACACUCGUCAGAGAAACUUCUGACAAUUCCAGGAACAUCCGAAGUCCCAAAUCAAGCAUUCAGCCAGUUUGGUGGUCAUUCGGAGUCUAUAUUCGCAGCAUUAUAGUAGCUCUUCUACAGGUUUGACAUAGGACACAAUAUGACCUCCCAAAAUUACGAAUGCAGUAAGUGCCCCAAGAUUGAUACACAGAGAAAAUUAACAGAGCAUUUUAUCCGAAGCCACGUGACCGAUGAGGAGGCACCAUGGAGGUGUUCCUUGUGCAAUUUCAAGGCUCUGUCGCAUCAUCAGCUUCAGAAUCAUACAAAUCAUUUUCGCCACCAAGAAGCAGUGAAGCGAUGCCCUCUAGGAAUAAUUGAGUACAUAAAAUCCAAAACACCAUAUAAAGUACAAUUUGGUAGAGAUAUUUUGCCGCAUCGCGAGAAUGAACCUAUGUACAAUACCGGCGUGGACAAGGUUAUCGAUUACAACCACAAAUCACUCGGUAUCGUUCUCAGUCCUGGUUUGGGUUUUGACUAUUCCGUUGGCGAGACAGAAUCGGAGGAAGACGAAAUAAGAAGAAAUAGAUUUUGUGAAAGAGAAGGAAACACGAGGGAAAGGAGAAAUAGAUCUCAGGAAAGAGAAGGAAACGACAGGGAAAGAAGAAAGAAAUCUGAGGAGAGAGAAGGAAACACAAUGGAAAGAAGAAAUAUUUUCAAGGAAAGAGAAGGAAACACAAUGGAAAGAAGAAAGACAUCUGAGGAAAGAGAAGGAAACACAAUGGAAAGAAGAAGGAAAUCUGAGGAAAGAGAAGGAAACACAAUGGAAAGAAGAAGGAAAUCCAAAGAAAGAGAAGAAAACACAAUGGAAAGAAGAAAGACAUCUGAGGAAAGAGAAGGAAACACAAUGGAAAGAAGAAGGACAUCUGAGGAAAGAGAAGGAAACACAAUGGAAAGAAGAAAGACAUCUGAGGAAAGAGAAGGAAACACAAUGGAAAGAAGAAGGACAUCUGAGGAAAGAGAAGGAAACACAAUGGAAAGAAGAAGGAAAUCCAAGGAAAGAGAAGGAAACACAAUGGAAAGAAGAAAGGCAUCUGAGGAAAGAGAAGGAAACACAAUGGAAAGAAGAAAGACAUCUGAGGAAAGAGAAGGAAACACAAUGGAAAGAAGAAAGACAUCUGAGGAAAGAGAAGGAAAUGGCGGGGAAAGAAGAAAGAAAUCGGAGGAAAAAGAAAGAAAAGGCGGUGAAAGAAGAAAGAAAUCCGAGAAAGGAGAAAGAAAAACAAGCGAAAUAAGAAAUAUUAACGGUGAUGAAGAAAGAAACGGUGUAGAAAAAGGAAGGAAAUCGAAAGAAAGGGGAAAUAAGCGACAGCGAACAUCUGAACCAGACAACCAGAACAAAAAGCCCAGACUGACAUCUUCAUCGGGUGAGGGCAGCAGAAUUAAGACAGAAAGGACACCAACCACACGGCGAGAAAGGGUACCCAUGGCAACAAACGAUGCUGGCGUAAACGAGGAAACAAACAUGAAAGAUGUUCUCGAAGACAAAAAUGUGACCGGAAUUACCAAAACCUAUAAAGAGGCCCAGAGGGCGAAAACAUCUUUCCCACUUAAAACAGAAGAACUAGACCUGCCAUUAAACAACAACCUGCAACAGGACAAACAAAUAUAUGACCAUACUAACGAACCUACGCCGGAUGUUGAAGAAUCAGCCGAGGUCAACGUCGAACUAGGCAUUGCCGAUCAGCCAUCACAAGAUGGAGCAGAGAGAGAGCCGGAUGUAGAGGUUGUUGGGGAAGAGGGCGCUCUUGUCGACAAGAUAUCGGACCUGAUACAGAGUCUCCAGCCCAUGAAGAACAUCUCGAAAGCCCUCAUUAGUCUGGACUUCCACAUGAGACGACUCUUGCCACUGUUGGAGCAGUGUCAAAAUGGAAGGCAGUCAUCAACUGCAGGCUUGUUGAAGGACAGCAAUGAAUGUUAACACUGGAAGAACUGUAUGUCUUUUAUCACUGCAUAGUGACAUUUAUACUAGCCAUAAUUUGGUUAAUAAAAUACGUUAAACUGCUAUUUAAAAUCAUGAUAUCUAAAUUAAAACGAUGGUUUAUCAUGUCCAUUACAUAAAGACCACAAGAAGCGCUCACUUGUUCUUGAAUUUCAGAUGUCAAAAUUUUUGCAGUUGCCACUCAAUUGUUUUUUGAAUUUAUCUUUAAAUUUUAGCAAGGCAGUAUACCAUAAACAUAAAUGUGUUGUUCUUUCUUGCAUAACUGUGUACAAUUUAUGACAUGACAAGUAAGUUUAGUUACUGUUACAGAGCAUUGCAACAAUUACAAAUUCAAAAGAGGGUUUAUUGACCUAGAUGGAAACAUAAACCUGUACAUAUUUCUGACACUUGCAAAGUGCGUAAAUAUAACGGCCCUGUCAUUCUUGGCAACCUUAACUUUACAUAACUACUUUCGCUUCAUUUUCCGUUCAUAUUUCGAGACCCGUGAAGAUUCCGGCGUAGAAUAGGUCUUCAGCAACCCAUGCUUGCCGUAAAAGGUGACUAUGCUUGUCGUAAAAGGCGACUAGACAAUCCAGUGAUUGACAUAAUGAACAUCGA
Messenger RNA from Haliotis rufescens (red abalone), 2701 nucleotides. Its product is annotated as DEAD-box ATP-dependent RNA helicase 42-like. Bases 266 to 2083 code for a protein of 605 amino acids. The transcript has 3 exons. The record is from RefSeq and is a predicted model, not a curated record. NCBI's taxonomy places the organism in Eukaryota, Metazoa, Mollusca, Gastropoda, Lepetellida, Haliotidae.